Molecule: messenger RNA, 1102 nt
Organism: Fragaria vesca subsp. vesca
Lineage: Eukaryota; Viridiplantae; Streptophyta; Magnoliopsida; Rosales; Rosaceae
Product: homeobox-leucine zipper protein HAT3-like
Exons: 4
Coding region: 83-988 (301 amino acids)
Biological process (GO): regulation of DNA-templated transcription
Cellular component (GO): nucleus
Molecular function (GO): sequence-specific DNA binding; DNA-binding transcription factor activity, RNA polymerase II-specific
Source: RefSeq, a predicted model, not a curated record
ACAUACACACCCUCUGCUCCACACCCCAGCCAUUUUCAACCCUCCUCACCAUUCUCUCUAUUCUGGGUAACAAAGAAACAAAAUGAGUGACAAGAAUGAUGAGUUGGGUUUGAGUCUGGGUCUAGGUUUAGGUUAUGGAGCCAACCGGUCUUCUUCCUUCUCCUCUUUUCACUUGAAUCUCAUGCAGAAUCCUCCAGACACAACCCUCAAUCUUCAGCGAGUUUUUGGAUUCACUGAUCGAAAUGCGACGUCGUUUCGGCGAGUAAUCGACGUGAACCAGCUUCCGGCGGCGGUGGGGGAUUUCGACGACGAAAACGGCGUGUCGUCUCCCAACAGCACAGUGUCUAGCCAGAGCGGGAAGAGGAGCGAGAGAGGCGACGAGAACGAGGCGGAGAGGACGUCGUGCUCGCUCGGCGGGAGCGACGACGAGGACGGCAAUGGCGGCGGCGACACGUCGAAGAAGAAGCUCCGGCUCACCAAGGAGCAGUCUCUGCUGCUUGAGGACUUGUUCAAGGACCAACACACUCUCAACACGAGGCAAAAGCAGGAGUUGGCACAGAAGUUGAACCUGAGUGCAAGACAAGUGGAGGUUUGGUUUCAGAACAGGAGGGCAAGGACUAAGUUGAAGCAAACAGAGGUGGACUGUGAGCAGCUAAGAAAGUGCUGUGAGAAUCUAACAGAAGAGAACAAGAGGUUGCAGAAAGAAGUGCAAGAGCUGAGGGCACUCAAGCUUUCGCCACAGUUCUACAUGCAAAUGAACCCUCCCACAACUCUCACCAUGUGCCCUUCAUGCCAAUGUGUGGCUGUCUCAUCCUCAUCGGCGGCAUCUUCUGCUACUGCUACUACUGCUUCCUCCACAGUUCCGGUCACUGGCCCUACUGGCAACCCAGGGCUCCCAGCAAUCCAAAUGCCUGUUCCAAUCAGCCCUUGGGCUACAUUGCCAAUCCCACAUCAUCGACCAGUUGAUGCACCUGCAUCUCAGUCGUGAUUUCUUGUGGGAAGAAGGGGAAUCACUCAUUAGGAAAGCUGAUGGUUUUAGACUGACACUUCGGUCAUUGGGAGGAAAUGUGUGACAAAUAGAUAUGGAAAGAACGGGAAUUGG